Cavenderia fasciculata is the source of this 1680-nucleotide messenger RNA. Its product is annotated as WD40 repeat-containing protein. Gene Ontology annotation, molecular function: protein binding. The record is from RefSeq and is a predicted model, not a curated record. Bases 1 to 1680 code for a protein of 559 amino acids. The transcript has a single exon. Lineage: Eukaryota; Evosea; Eumycetozoa; Acytosteliales; Cavenderiaceae.
AUGUUUGUAGGACAAUAUCAAUUUAGAUCAAAUAGUAAUAAUUUUACAUUUGAUAGUUUCCCAUAUGAAAAUUCAUUUGAGGAAAUGGAAGAGGAGAGAAGAGAACAAGAAGAGGAAGAAGCUAGAUUGGCAGCACAAUUGGAAAAUUCAAAGAUGAGAAGAUUGGCUAGAUUCCUUUCACGUUCCAAAACCAAUUUCAAAGCCAAAUUUAGUAAUUCAUCUGGUUAUUUACUAGAUCGCAUGCCAAUCACUGCUCAACGUCGUGAAAAGGUUCGUCAAGCCACCACUAAUAUACUCGCAUUGCCCGAUGAAAUACUUGUCACCAUCAUUGGGUUCCUCGAUCACUCUGACAUUUACUCGAUCAUGUUGGUCUGCCAUUCGUGGCAUCGGUUGACGUGCGAGGAUUUCCUCUGGCGUCUACUUUACCAAAAUUAUUUCAUCUGUAAACCAAACAUCGAAUUGUUUGAAGCCAACCAAAAAGGAAAAAAGGAUGAUCAGGAAUGGCACCAACUCUUUACACGUGCCUAUGUCACCGAACAACGUUGGUCUAGUGACAUUUGCACCGCAUCUGUGCUACGAGGUCACAGUGGUACUGUUUGGACACUUAUCAACGAUACAGACAAUGGAAUGAUCUAUACAGGCAGCUACGACAAGUCUGUCAAGGUAUGGAACGCAAAGAAUAGAAAAUGUUUGUACACUCUCAAGGGUCAUUCGUACACCGUUCAAUGUUUGGACGUAUGCAAUGGUUUCUUGGCAACUGGAUCACUCGACAAUACACUCAGACUGUGGAACUGCGAGAAGCAAACGUGUCAGGGUAUCGUGUCAACACGCGCACACAACUUUGAUGUCUUUUGUCUACAAUACUUGCGUGGUAAUGCCAAUGGACGUACUGUCAUCACUGGGUCGUCAGACGCCACCGUCAAACUAUGGUCUGUCGGAGAACUAAUGGACGACUCGGAAACAUUAGACGAACGAGUCUACCAAUCACAACUGUACUAUGAAGGUAGAAGAAACAACAUUGUAAAUUAUAACAUUCAACCAGACGAUUCAUUUGGAUCAUACGAAGAAGAGAAUAAUAUCCAUCCCGCCACUGCCGAAUAUUCACUUGACGAUUCCAACUCUUCUGUAUCACCGUCAUCACUAUCAGAUAGUCAACAACACAAUUUAGAAAAACGUCAACAACAACGUCACCGAAACAUCGAGAAUCAAACUCCAAUACACCAAUUCAAACAUGAAAGUUGUGUCACUUGUCUCCAAGCCGAUACCAAUGGAAAGUUGAUUAGUGGUGGUUCGGACAAGGUGGUUCGUCUCUGGGACUUGAACAAGAUGGAGAGUAUCGGUGUAUUGGCCGGUCACCACGAAGGUAUCCGGUGUCUCCAAUGGGAAGGAAAUGUCGUAGCCACGGGAUCCAACGAUUGCAACAUCAAGCUAUGGGAUCUCCGUACCAACAGUUGUUAUCGUACCCUAAAGUCUAACGGAUCGGUUCGUAGUCUUUGUUUCAAUGGCUCUAGUCUCAUAUCGGCAUCCAACGACCAAACCAUCAGAUGGUGGAAUAUGAACAACGACAAAUCCGAGGAUUUAUACACUUCACAGUCAAGUAUAUCUUGUCUUUCUUUUGCCGAUAAUACUCUAAUGUAUGGAUCAAGUGAUCAUUUGGUUCAAAUUUUACAAUUUGUUUAA